AACGACCUGAUACCCAUUCAAGACAAACAGUUGUGAAAAUAGAAACUACAAAAAUGGCAGCUGCUAUGGACAUUGACGAUUCGGAAGAUAUUGGGGAGCCUUCUGGAAUUGGCUGUGAUAAAAGCAACAAAAAACGAUUUGAAGUUAAAAAGUGGAAUGCUGUAGCACUUUGGGCCUGGGAUAUUGUCGUUGACAAUUGUGCUAUUUGCCGAAAUCACAUUAUGGACUUGUGUAUUGAGUGUCAAGCAAAUCAGGCUUCUGCAACUAGUGAAGAAUGUACAGUAGCUUGGGGUGUCUGUAACCAUGCAUUCCAUUUCCACUGUAUCACAAGAUGGUUGAAGACUCGACAGGUUUGUCCCCUUGACAACCGAGAGUGGGAGUUUCAAAAGUAUGGCCACUGAAUUGCGGAAAAUAGGAAAAGAAGUAAUUGUUUUUUGGUUCUAUGUGGAAUACAUUUUCUGUCAGCAGGGAUAGCUCUGGCACUCGCCAAAUUCGCCAAUUGCAAAUUUUAAACACAACUGGCGAAUUUUAUUUGAAUUUGGCGAAAGAAUUUCAUGUAUUGAUUGAUAUUUUGGUGAAAAUGAUGGUUGGUUUCUGCAAUUUUUAGAGUUUAAUGGAUAAAUUUGGCAAAAUGUUCUACACACCCAGAGCUAGCCCUGGUCAAGAUGGUUUAUUGGCCAUUAAACUUUGGUCAAACAUUGCACAUGAUGGUACUUCAGCUACGGGUUGGGGCUAGAACAAGCAAGGGUAUAGACUGGACUGAAAGCAUUAUUAGCCAUUUGACUAAUAUUUAUUUUGUAAUGUUUAGACUAUUUAUAUCAUACAUAUUGUGUUUAUAUUUGGUAUGAGUGUCCAUCAAAUAAUAAAGUGUGAUGUUCAAAUUUGGUAUAAAUUGUUUGCAAAUUGAAAAGGCGAUCAGAGGAAUUCCCCAGGUCCAAUUUUUUAAUUUAAAAUUUGGUUUACAAUAACACCCGCAAAUCUAAAAAUUCAAUAUGGUUAUGUCCAUUGUAAACUGAAUAGUUUUUCUACAGAACUGACUGUAUAUUUGGUAUUUCUUGAAAAAAAUACCUGGCUACAAUCUAACUGUAGACCCUUGAAUCAUCAAUUUCGCCCGUUCUAAUUGCUAAUAACGUCAUUAGCUUUCCGGGUGUUAUUGCCUAUUUGAUCCCGGAAAAUUAAUGUAAUUAACCAAUCACAAUACAGAAUGCACUCACUGUCUCUUUACAAUUUGGUAUAAAUUGUUUGACAAUUGAAAUGCCCAUCAGAGGAAUUCCCCAGGUCCAAUUUUCAAAUUUAAAAUUUGGUUUAGUUUCUGAAAUUUAUUAAAUUGUGAAUUACAUUCUCAAGAUUUAGUCUUUGAGGCAAUUUAGACCAUGGUAUAAGGGUCAUUCAUGUUGAAAUCACAGGAACAAAAUGUGCAAGUUUCAUAGUGCACUAUGUAUCCAAUGUUCUGCAGUUAGAAUGAGAAGAUACAUAUGGUAUUUGUCAGGAAUAUUUAAAAAAUGUUGUCAUGUUCAACCAGUAUAAUUGCGUUAAAUUGUCUGAAUGCAAAUAAAAUUUAAUUAUUGUGAA
Molecule: messenger RNA, 1572 nt
Organism: Gigantopelta aegis
Lineage: Eukaryota; Metazoa; Mollusca; Gastropoda; Neomphalida; Peltospiridae
Product: E3 ubiquitin-protein ligase RBX1
Exons: 6
Coding region: 54-401 (115 amino acids)
Biological process (GO): ubiquitin-dependent protein catabolic process; protein ubiquitination
Cellular component (GO): cullin-RING ubiquitin ligase complex; nucleus
Molecular function (GO): cullin family protein binding; zinc ion binding; ubiquitin protein ligase activity
Source: RefSeq, a predicted model, not a curated record